AUUUCGUUUAAAUAUUUUUGAAUAGUAGUGACACCUAGAUUAAUUAAUUUUGAAAGUAAAAGCUGUGAGAAUACGUACAUUUCUUUUUUUUAAAUAUCUAAGUAUCAUUUGGAUAAGAAAUGUCGAACGAAAAACAAAAUUUUGAUAAAAACUCGCGCAGCAGUGGUGACGCAUAUCAGAAUCUUUGCCGAAGCAAAAUGGCGUCGUGUGAUGUUCAACAACAAAGUUUAUAUAAACCAUUGAAUACACCCCAGAAAAUUGAAGUUCUGGGUAAAAUAGUGAAGAAAGAUGUGGACGAGCAAAAGGAAGAUGAAAUUAAAACAAAGGAGCAAGCUAUCAUAGAGUUAGGAGAUUUAUUUGCAUCUACAGGAAAGGCUGAUGAAUUGGCGGGUUUAAUUAAAUUUACUAGACCAUUUCUGCGUCUUGUUAGUAAAGCAAAGGCUGCAAAACUUGUUAGAAGUUUGGUAGAUAAGUUUCUAGAUAUGGAAGCAGCCACGGGAAAGGAAAUAAUCUUGUGUCAGGAAUGCAUUGAAUGGGCAAAGGAGGAAAGAAGAACAUUCUUGAGACAAGCACUUGAGGUAAGACUUAUCGACCUAUAUUAUCGCUCCAACACCUUCGAUUCUGCGAUAAAAUUAACAACCAAUCUACUGCGAGAAUUAAAAAAAUUGGAUGACAAAGCCCUUUUGGUUGAGGUUCAAUUAAUUGAGUCUAAAACGUAUCAUGCGUUGAAUAAUUUUGCUAAAGCAAGAGCAGCAUUGACAUCAGCGAGAACUACAGCUAAUGGAAUUUAUUGUCCACCGAAACUACAAGCAGAUCUGGAUGAACAAUCGGGAGUAUUGCACGCUGCCGAUGAAAAAGAUUUUAAAACAGCUUUUUCAUACUUUUAUGAAGCUUUUGAGGGAUACGAUUCAAUUGAUAGCCCAAAGGCUGUAAUAUCCCUCAAGUACAUGCUGUUGUCGAAAAUUAUGCUGAACCAGCCUGAUGAAGUACAGGCUCUUGUAGGCGGAAAAUUAGCUUUAAAAUAUAAAGGUCCAGAAAUUGAUGCUAUGAAAAGUAUAGCAACAGCAGCAAAGAAACGAUCUCUAGCUGACUUUAAAAAAACUGUCGAGCAAUAUAGGCAGCAACUUCAACAAGAUAGAAUUGUUCAAAGUCACUUGGAUUCUUUGUAUGACAAUUUGAUGGAACAGAAUUUAUGCCGUUUGAUUGAACCAUUUUCUCGCGUUCAGAUCCAGCAUAUUGCCAAUUUAAUAAAAUUGCCCCUGGAUACUGUAGAGAAGAAAUUGUCUCAAAUGAUAUUGGAUAAGAAGUUCACUGGAAUAUUGGAUCAAGGUACAGGUGUUUUGAAAGUUUUCGAAGAGCAACCAACAGACGAAACUUACGCCAAUUCUUUGGAAACUAUACAAAGUAUGGGAAAAGUAGUCGAUUCAUUGUAUAAUAGAGCAAAAAAGUUGUCAUAACGGCCAAGACCAUCUUAUUCACAAGCAAUAUUCACUUAAAACUUUAAAAAAAAUUCCCUUUUUUUUGUUUUUUUUAUUGAAAGAGGAGUAAUGCUUGUAAAAAGAAAAAAAAAACAACAUUAACCUGCUGUUUUGUACAACCCAAUAUUGCCUUUAAACCUAAUGUAAGGAAGGACAACGAAACUUUAAAUAAAAUUUAAUUUAAUAAACCAGUCAAUCAAACUAUUUUCUUUGAAUGUACGUUCGUUCCUAUGCAAUAAAACAAAUAUUCUUUUUGCCUUUACUUAAACUUUUAAGACAAUCAAGAGAGAGAUAAUGAUAUUUUCGCCUGUCUUCAGUUUUUUUCUUAAUAGUUUGAAUGAAAUAUGUUUUUUGCCCAAAAUAUCCAUCUUUUUUCGUCUAGUAAAGUUUUCUGCUAAAUUUUUAUUUGUUUGUGUAUACUUUUAUAUAAAUUUUUUUUCUUUUUUAUUUAAAGUUGCACAUUGUCGGGCUAAAUCAUUAAAACUUCAAUAAAUUUACUAAAUUUUUG
Dimorphilus gyrociliatus is the source of this 1986-nucleotide messenger RNA. Lineage: Eukaryota; Metazoa; Annelida; Polychaeta; Dinophilidae. The record is from the annotation of a GenBank genome assembly.